Molecule: messenger RNA, 1907 nt
Organism: Amblyraja radiata (thorny skate)
Lineage: Eukaryota; Metazoa; Chordata; Chondrichthyes; Rajiformes; Rajidae
Gene: rnaseh2a
Product: ribonuclease H2, subunit A
Exons: 8
Coding region: 236-1144 (302 amino acids)
Biological process (GO): DNA replication, removal of RNA primer; mismatch repair
Cellular component (GO): ribonuclease H2 complex
Molecular function (GO): RNA-DNA hybrid ribonuclease activity; RNA binding
Source: RefSeq, a predicted model, not a curated record
AUACAGCCCGCACACCUCUCACCCCCGCCCGCCUGUCUCCUGUCUCCUGUCCUUCUGUAGUCUGCACCAAAGAUUAUAUCCUCUAGUAUCUUUGGUCUGCACUCUGCACUUCUGCAGCCCGCAAACCCCCUACACCCCAGCCCGCAAACCCCCUACACCCCAGCCCGCAAACCCCCUACACCCCAGCCCGCAAACCCCCUACACCCCAGCCCGGCAGCUGCAGCUUCCCAGCCGUAUGGAGCUGAGCGAGUGGCGCCGCGACCCGGGCAGUAGCUGCCGACUGAGCUCGGCCGUGGCCGCUGCCUGCCGCGGGGAACCCUGCACCCUGGGGGUGGAUGAGGCGGGGAGAGGCCCCGUGCUGGGGCCAAUGGUGUAUGGAAUCUGCUUUUGCCCACUCUCCAAGCAGCAACAGCUUCAAGAUCUCAAGGUUGCAGACUCCAAAACAUUAACAGAGAAAGAGAGAGAGCGACUGUUUGCCAAUCUAGAUGAAGCAAAGGAUUUUAUUGGCUGGGCUCUGGAAAUCAUCUCACCCAAUGUCAUUUCGACAAGCAUGCAACAAAGAACCAAAUGUAACCUGAACACUUUGUCUCACGAUUCUGCCAUUGGACUCAUCCAGUACGCGUUAGACAGUGGUGUCCAAGUGAGCGAGGUAUAUGUAGACACAGUUGGACCUGCUGAGAAAUACGAGGCAAAGCUGAAGCAGCGUUUUCCAGAGCUUGAGGUUACAGUCAGACCCAAGGCUGAUUCCCUAUUCCCAAUUGUCAGUGCAGCCAGUAUUUGUGCUAAGGUCGCAAGAGACCAUGUCGUUCAGUCAUGGAAGUUUAUUGAAGAUCUGGGAGACAUAAACUUGGAUUAUGGUUCAGGAUAUCCCAACGACCCUAAAACAAAGGCAUGGAUGGCGAGCCAUGUGGACCCUAUUUUUGGUUAUCCACAGUUCGUACGUUUCAGUUGGAGCACAGCCCAGACUAUAUUGGAUAACCGAGCAGUACCUGUUCACUGGGAUGAUGAUGAUGAUGAGGAGGAUGCCAGCAAGAAGGAUACACCCUCAGUUCUGUCUUACUUCCAGCGCAAGUCCGAAGACCCAAAGGUUCAGCCGCAUCGCUUCUUCACUGAGAGGAAGCUGGUCUCUCUUGCCAAUCUAUGAACGCGGCAACCAUUUUGUUUCUCUGUACCGGGGGAACAAAGUAACUGGUGGGGAGUUGAGCCUUUCCAAAACGUAGUGAAUUGGUUCAUCAGCGAGCAGUGAUAGAAUAUAGACGAGUAAAAGGCUGUAUUAACCUUCAUGCAGAUAUUGAGCUAUCGGAUCAAUAGAUAUCUGAAGGUUGACGUAAAUAGUUUGCGAUGUUCAUCUUAAUCAAACUGAUCAGCUGUGUUCUAUCCACCCCAUGGUGCAUAGUUCUCCAAUUUCAAGUAACCCUUGCAUUCUCUCUCUCUCUCCCAUCCCUCCCCCAUCUUGGUCAUCGAACUAGUUUCACUGCCGUCCUGCUGAGGUUUACUGUUGGUAUCCACUCGUUUAUCACCUUCUCCACAGCCAACAAUGGACCAUUGUGGGCUCCACCUUUCUUUUGAUCAUUGUCGCUGGCUUUGACGUGUCCUUUUUGCAUAUCUUUCAUUCAUUUGUUCUUUCUACCUGUUCAUAUCUCUCGUUUCCCCUCUCCCCUGACUCUCGUCUGAAAGAGGGUCUCGACCCGAAACGUCACCUCUUCCUUUCUCCAGAGAUGCUGCCUGACCCGAUGAGUUACUCCAGCAAUUUGUGUCUAUCUUCGGCAUAUUGCAGUAUCUUCACAAGUUUUAGGAGUAACAUUCCGGCCCAUCGAAUCUACUCCGCCAUUCAAUCAUAGCUGAUCUCUGCCUCCUAAUCCCAUUUUCCUGCCUUCUACCCAUAACCCUUGACACCCAUUAUAAUC